AUGGUGAAAAUGGGUGUUGAGUUCCUCGGAACAGUACUCGUGGUUUUGGCUUUGGCUUCCUCAUUGGCCUCUGCCGCAGACCCAAACCCCCUUCAGGAUUUCUGUGUUGCCAUUAACAACACCAAGGAUGCUGUGUUUGUGAACGGUAAAUUCUGCAAGGAUCCAAAACUAACAGUGCCCGAUGAUUUUUUCAUAUCCGGAAUCCAAAUACUUGGAAAUACCUCGAACCCACUAGGAUCAAAAGUCACCAAGUUCAACAUUGACACCGUCCUGGGGGUCAACACUCUAGGCAUCUCCAUCGCUCGUGUUGACUAUGCUCCUGGUGGUGUCAACCCGCCGCACCUCCACCCCCGUGCAUCGGAGCUACUAGUGGUGGCAAGGGGCACUCUCUACGCUGGCUUUGUCACCACCAACCCCGACAACCGCCUCUUCAGCAAGGUCCUCCACGAGGGAGACGCCUUCGUGUUCCCAAUGGGUCUCAUUCACUUCCAGCUCAAUCAAGGUGAGACCAAUGCAGUGGCCUUGGCCAGCUUUGGCAGCCAGAAUGCGGGCGUCAUUACCGUCCCUAAUGCUGUCUUCGGGUCAAAUCCGCGCAUUAAUCCAGAUGUUCUUGCCAAAGCAUUCCAACUGGAUAAGAAGGAAGUUAAACAUCUUGAAGAACUUUCAUGGUUCCAGAACGCCCCCUAG
Malania oleifera is the source of this 687-nucleotide messenger RNA. Its product is annotated as germin-like protein subfamily 1 member 11. The transcript has 2 exons. The coding region runs from base 1 to 687 and encodes 228 amino acids. Gene Ontology annotation, cellular component: cell wall. Lineage: Eukaryota; Viridiplantae; Streptophyta; Magnoliopsida; Santalales; Ximeniaceae. Gene Ontology annotation, molecular function: manganese ion binding. The record is from RefSeq and is a predicted model, not a curated record.